AUGACAUUUGCUCUCUGUGAUCCGUCGACGGCACAAGGAUACGUGGUUGAGAGCGUCUACACAAGGAUACCCGAUCCCAAGAUAUCGCUCACCGAGAAAGGGAAGGCACAAGCCGAGGCAUGUGGCAACAAGAUAAAACAAAUGAUUGAGAUAGAACACGGACAACACUGGCAGGUUUACUUCUACGUGUUGCCAUAUCGAAGGACCCUUCAAACCUUGCAGCACGUCGCUCGUCCCUUUGAACGUUCUAGAACUGUUGGUUUCAGGGAAGAACCUCACAUUAGGAGUCAUUCAAAAGUGAAUUUUCAAAACAGAGAAAAGAUGCGAGUGGAAAAGGCACUACGACAGCUUUAUGGCUGUUUCUUCUACCGAUUUCCGAAUGGAGAAUCCGCGGCUGAUGUGUAUGAUAGAAUCACUGGAUUCAAAGAGACGUUAAGAACAGAUAUUAAUAUUGGACGAUAUCAGGCACCCGAGGAGAGGAAAAUAGAGAUGAACUUGGUCAUUGUGUCUCACAGCCUAACACUUCGAGUGCUUCUCAUGAUGUGGUACAAGUGGACGGUUCAACAGUUUGAGGGUCUAAACAACUUUGGCAAUGGAAAUAUGCUUGUCAUGGAAAAGGGUCAUGGAGGAAGGCCCAUUGACGUCAAGUUAAGGGAGAAGAGACAUCUAUAA
Molecule: messenger RNA, 672 nt
Organism: Vigna radiata var. radiata (mung bean)
Lineage: Eukaryota; Viridiplantae; Streptophyta; Magnoliopsida; Fabales; Fabaceae
Product: phosphoglycerate mutase-like protein AT74H
Exons: 6
Coding region: 1-672 (223 amino acids)
Molecular function (GO): phosphatase activity
Source: RefSeq, a predicted model, not a curated record